Clunio marinus is the source of this 210-nucleotide messenger RNA. Lineage: Eukaryota; Metazoa; Arthropoda; Insecta; Diptera; Chironomidae. The record is from the annotation of a GenBank genome assembly.
AUGCCAAGCCCACCAAAAAAAACAGAAGAGAAAAAGUUAAAAAAUGUUCAUGAAAAUUUCAGAAGACGACAUGAAGCGAAGAGAAAACGAGAACCAUAUAAACUCAAUAAAGCCUCCAAAUGUGUUUCUUCUCUUCAUGAUAUUAAAUUGGAUACGCAACAAAGGCUACAUGAUAAACAUACAAAACGAACAACUGAACAUACAACAUGA